AUAUAUAAUCUUUUUUGGUCAUUAGUACAAUGAUGGCAAUUGAUAAUAUAUGAUAAUAUGGUAGAUUUUACGUGUAUUUCUCAGAAAGUUCUAGACGAUCCAGAAGUAUUCAUAAUGGAUUCUGACAGAAUAGUGGCGAGUGAAAAUUUAUUUAAACUGCAAUGUUUAAUUAAAACCACUGAGAUACAGCACAGCGUGCAAUGUAAAUUGGGAAGGAAAUUAUUUUUUGCAUUGGCUACUAAUAAUGCUGAAAUUAUUUUUUAUUUUAAAAGAGAAUCCUGUUUACCUGUUAUUAAAAGAAUACCUUGGUUUCAAGGGUUACAUAAACAAAUUGCUGCUUUUUGUUUUGAUCCAAAUGGUACUUGGUUAUUAUGCAUAACUUUAGAUGGUUCAUUAUACAUAUUACCAGCUUUAACUUUAGUCGAUGAAAAUUGUAUUAUUGACAAAAGAUGGAAAAUUGAUGAUGUAACAUAUAUCCCUUUUGUAAAUUCUCAACUUUCUCAUUUUAGACCAAUAGCUAUGACAUGGUGGAAAAAUAUGAAAAUAUUUAUGGAUAUAGGCGUUAUAGGAACAGAAUGUGGAGCGAUUAUAUUUAUAAAUCUUUUAAAUGGACAACAAUUAGGCAUAACAUAUAUUAAUGGCAAUAUAAGCAGUCUACAUAUUUGUCAAAAUGAAAAUAAUGAGGUUGUAUCUCUUUUAAUAACUAGCAAAUUUCAACGACAAUGGCGUUUGCCUUUGGAACAUAUGUCUUUUAAUAUUCUAUACAAUUAUGAAAACAAAGAACUGUAUAAUGAUCUAAAUUUAAAUGUUUACGACAACAUGGAAGAUUUUAUUCCUAAUAAAUCUAAAUUACAAGAACUGAAGCAACUCUCUGUGGGGAAACUGGCUAUUCUUAAGCAGAAGUUGAUUGAUACUAAAAAUCAAACAUUAGGAGAGAGUUCGCAAUGCCAUGAUACUGCAUGUAUUAAAGAAAACAAUAAUGGAAUACCUGUUAAUUUGGAAAUAUCAGAAUCCAAAUUAGGUUUUGUUAGUCCAGAGCCAAUAUCAAAAGAUAGUUUCCUAUCUUUACAAUAUGAUAGAGAAGAUCAGCAAUUGUAUACAUAUUAUCAUCCUGUCACUAAUCACAUAACGGUACAUGGUCCAAAUCUAACUAUGGUGCCAUUGUCAAUGCACAAAGUAUUCGGGUCAUGCGGGACUGUUCUAUUAGCGCACAGAUUCUUUUUUAUUACCGAUGUUAAUAAACGUGUACUAUAUAUAAUAUCUGAUCAAUUAUCGGAGACACAUGUUGACAAAGACUGUCAAUUUAAUUCCGAAUCUGUUAUUGGAACAUUUUCUUUUAAAAAUAAUAAGGAAGUGAUACAGGCUGUGUAUAAAGUAACAAAUUUCGAUAGUACAGUAUCGAGAAACAUUACUGAAGAAGUCGAGAAUAAAUGUAUCUUACCAAAAAAUUUAAAAGAUAUGAAGAUUGAACCAUUUAGUUUAGAUACAUGUAUAAUUGUCACAAAUCGCUGCGUAUACGAAGUUGUUUUAAGAAAAUCUCUUGUAUCUAUUUUUAUGGAGAUGAUAUUGAAGAGAAACGAGUUUCAAAAAGCGGGAAAAUUAGCAACUGUUUUUGGAUUGAAUGGACAACAUCUUUUGGAAUAUGUAGGCGAUAUAUUCCUAUCGAAUAAAGAAUUCUCACAUGCAGUCGCUUCAUAUAAAAUGUCAAAGUGUAAAUUAUUAAAGAGCGUGUUAAAAUUUGCGUCGAUCGGACAUACUUCAGAAUUAUUAAGUUGUCUUACUCAUUGUUUAUUGACACCUGUCAUUACUGAGAUGCCUAUUGCAACAAGAAUACAUUUAUCUAAUUUGUGUAUACUUGCCUUUAUCGAAAUGACACUGAGGGUUUGGUCGGAACAAUCUAAAACGAUCUAUAAGGAGUUUUUGUAUUUUUCAUCUACAAAUACAUUUUACGACGAAUUACUAGCUAUUAAUAUAGCUGGUCAAACUUAUCUUUGGGAGGUAUUACACCAUUUAGCUACGCAAAGAAGUCUAUACGGUCAAAUGUUGGAUAUUCUCAUAAAGUCACAGAGAUUAGUAACAUUAUACGAUCCGACAAAUCCAGUAUUACGACCUAAACUAGUACAAUGUAGAGCACAUCGUAGAACAGCAUCGCCCAAUUUGCGAUCUGAUCAAUAUGAUUCUACAGAUUCUAUAGAUAAUAUCGAACAGCCUGAUACACUCAUGGAAGAGAUAAUAGAAACAUUUAUAUUGAUUUUAUUAACACUCAUCCAUAAGAAACGAUUAUUAAAUCCUAAUUUCAAAUUCACUCUUUUAUAUGAUGUCCAGUUACCAGAGAUAAGCAAGGAAUAUUCAAAAAUGGGUCUACAUGUUGAUUUUAAGAGAAGAUCGCUAAGUGCUGGAUUUUCUCACGUUGCACUUAUUAGAAACGGUAAUAUCUAUACUUGGGGAAGUUCAGUACAAGGUUGCUUAGGAACUGGCUCUAGUGUUUUGCGAUAUGGGACACCACACGCCAUAUGUUUCUUCAAAAGUAUGAAGAUUGAAGUUUUCAGUGUAUCAUGUGGACAUUGCCACACCUUGGCGGUGACCAAUAAUGGAAUCUACACUUGGGGAGCUAGUCAGUUUGGCCAGUUAGGACUUGGCAAAGUGUUACAAUGUUCGAGUCCGGUAUUAGUUACUUCAUUAGCGCAAGAAAUUAUUGUCGAUGCAGUAGCUGGACAAUAUCAUUCUGUAGCGUUAACUGCAGACGGCAGAAUAUUUACGUGGGGUUGGGGUAUUCAUGGCCAACUGGGUCAUGGUAAUACCGACGAGAAAGCUCUACCAUCCUUGGUCAAGGAUCUGCUUGGUGUAGUCGUGUGUUAUAUCAGUGCUGGAUACGCUCACACUUUAGCAUUAUCAAUGGAUGGUAUUGUGUACGCCUUCGGGUGUAAUAUUCUUGGUCAGUUGGGAUCAGGUAGUAACAUCAAAAGUUCUAUCCCGAUGAAAGUAUCAUUACCGGAUGAAAUAACACUUAUAAGUACUGGAUACUUUCAUAAUUUAGCCGUUAGUAACACGAACAAAUUAUACAUCUGGGGUGCAAGUCCACAGGUUCUUAGAUUGCAAGCGCAAGCGCAAAAGAAGACUCGUAUAUUAGAGCAACAAGAUGCUAAUGAGAAAAAGAAUAAGGUUUUAGAAGAUUUGGAGAAAGUAUCAAGUGACGUUACAAAUUUAAGCGAAAAAAUAAAAGAAGACUGUUUGAUGGAUAAUGUAAUCAAAUCUAAUCAAAUAGAAACGAUUACUUCCGAUGUAGACAUGCAAAAGAAGUUUGAAACUGAAAAUACAGAUUUGAAGAACCUCAACUUUGAUUUGCUCGAGGAAAAUCAGGCACAUUUAAAACCAUCCGUUGUCGAUACAAGUUUAGUAAAAGGGCAAAUUAAUCAGAUAUCAGCUGGCUGUCAUCAUAAUGCAUUGAUAACAAAAGAUGGUUCUUUAUAUACAUGGGGCCGCAAUUUAGACGGUCAGAUAGGUAAUGGCACGCGGCGAGAAGUGCCAAUUCCGACACCGUUAUAUUAUAAUUCAGCCUGUAUUUAUGCACAAAUACCUCCUAGACACAAUGAUAUAAAAAGAAUGCAAAAUCGGGAUUUUUUGGACAUUAGCAUCAAAUCGGAUAAUUUGUUGACAAAUAACGGAAAUGUGUCUGAGAAUGAGAAUAUCAGUGACUCAUCAAAGUCGAUACAUACAGGAGACGCUUAUGUGAAUAAAGAAAGAAUCAAUCCCGUAAUUAAUGUUGUUGGGAUUGCUUGUGGAUAUGAUUAUACGAUCGCGAUACAACCAGGAGGUACGGUACUAGCUUGGGGUAAUAACAGUAGAGCACAGUUGGGUCGUAUUCCUGCGAAAGAGGCACGUGACGCUGAUGAUAAACUCGUAUUGUUGAAAUCAUCGAAGCGAAUAGUACGAGUUCCUAAUGCGAUACACAUAGCUUUGGACGUUCCUAGUCAAGUACCUGGUAUUUCUGCUCCGAUGAUAUCUUAUCAACCUAAUGAACCAUUUUCUCUCACUGAAUUCGUUUAUCCUUUAAGCGUUAUUGAAAAGUCUCCUGGGCAAUUAACGCUUCAUUAUGUUUUGGAACAUUUCUAUGGUUUAUAUAAUUCUGAUAACAUUAUGAAAAAGUGCGUCGAAUUAGAGAAUUAUCAAGCUUGUUCGAAAAUAGCAAUAUUAGAGAAUAACAUUCUAAGUGCUUUCACUUAUCAAUUGAAAGUGUUACAUAAAUUGAGUCUUCAAUCGUCUAGAAAUUAUCCAAUAUCGAAAAUUCCGCAUAAAACAAUAGCGUCCACAAUUAAGAUUAGUUCACAAAAGGCAGAGAUGACGACGGAUUCUAUGUCAGCCCGAAAUAUUAAGAAAAAUACUGAACUAUUUAAUAGGCAAGCGGAGAAGAAUUUUAUUGAAUCUUUAGAGAACAGUGUUGUACGGAACUGGACGAAGAUUUCUACGAGUAGAUCACUGAAUAAUUUGCAAAUGCUCGCACAAGAAUUAUACUCUUUCGACUGUCAAGGUGGCUUGGAAGAAUUAUGCAAAACUCAAAGAAACGACGAUUCCUUGUCGAACAUUAACAACCGCUCUGACACUGAAUAUAAUGCUAACGAAGAUGAACAACAAGUAUGGAUUGAAAAUCUUAUGCUUAAUGAAAACGAUUCGCUGCUGCAGCACAAAAACAUUACUUGUCGUUCUGCGCAAGAUUUAACUCGAUCAAUCUGCACGAAAAUAAUAUCGAAUAUCAAUGACAAUCAAACGAAUCAGGGCGAUACGUAUGAAAAGAAGACUAUGUUUUCAGACCAGGUGUCUUCACGUGCUCAAAGGAAUUAUGUAAUCAACGAAACUAUAAAAGCUUUAAAGUUUUAUUUAAAAAAUAUUAAUGGUGAAGCAAAUACCAUAAAAUGUGAAAUAUUGUAUCAUGCAAUUGAUUUUUGGAUUGAACACAAUUUACCGAUGCAAAGUUUGGAAAAUAUUUUUUUCGAACAUAUACAUAUCAUUUAUUAUCCUCUUGGAUUAUUACUCUUUUGUCGAGACAUGAUAGAAAAAUAUUUAAAUGUAAACAAGUAUGAUGAUGAAGGAACGGACUGGUGCGCGAACAACUUAUUCUCAUUCAAAUUCUGCCUUCAAGUACUAUCGAUAUUAAUGCAACAUAUAGAUGAAGACGAUCCUAUGCCGGAAUAUGUUAAAAUUUUCUCCUCUUUAAUGGCGGACAAUUAUGGUGCUCCUUUAAAUAGACAUCCAAGUUCAAGUUCAAGAAAUAAUCCCAAACAAAUGAUGGAAGGAAUUGUUAAUACAAUAAUUUCUCAAAUGGAAGAUUCUAGAUUAUUUGCACACAUUAAGGAUUCGGAAACUGUAAAUCACUUACUUACGAUGGAAGAAGAUAAUAUGAUAUUUACUUGUGGACAUUACUUUCCAAUCUCCCUAUAUAAAGCGGAUGUUAUUCCAGCAAUGGAAACGGAAUUAUUGACAUCCCAAUCAUUAAUACUUCCGUGUACAUCGCAAUAUUUAGGAAAUGUAUUAUCCCAUGCAUCCAAGCCGGAAAUUCUAUGCCCUUUAUGUAUAAUUGAAGCAUUGAAAACGGUAAUUAAAGAUUGUGAAUAAAGUUGUGUUAAUUUUGGUACGGUCA
Messenger RNA from Pogonomyrmex barbatus (red harvester ant), 5635 nucleotides. It is a transcript of the gene ca, whose product is annotated as RCC1 and BTB domain containing protein claret. The record is from RefSeq and is a predicted model, not a curated record. NCBI's taxonomy places the organism in Eukaryota, Metazoa, Arthropoda, Insecta, Hymenoptera, Formicidae. Gene Ontology annotation, molecular function: protein binding.